Molecule: messenger RNA, 3913 nt
Organism: Esox lucius (northern pike)
Lineage: Eukaryota; Metazoa; Chordata; Actinopteri; Esociformes; Esocidae
Gene: mynn
Product: myoneurin
Exons: 9
Coding region: 328-2442 (704 amino acids)
Biological process (GO): regulation of transcription by RNA polymerase II
Molecular function (GO): protein binding; RNA polymerase II cis-regulatory region sequence-specific DNA binding; DNA-binding transcription factor activity
Source: RefSeq, a predicted model, not a curated record
GUUAAGUUUAUUUGUUUUCAUGCGUUUGUAAUGUUAUGCAUAUGCGUGUUAUUACACAGCCAAAUGGUCUGUCGUUUUAAAAGGUCCCAACGUAGUUUAUCGCGUUCUCCUCGUCGCAUUUCGAAAUAAGAGCCCGUCUUUGUUUUUAAGCGCGCUCACACAUCCGCGAUUAUCAAAUAACCUAGCUAGCUAGCGAGCUAUUUGAGCAACCUGAACUUUGAAGAAAGUACAUAUUCUCAAGAUUAUUAAAAAACAACUCCUGGUAUUUUCAACCAAACAAUAGCUUUGUCGUAAAGGAUUGACCCCGGCGUGACCCUGGAAGCAGUGAUGUCACAGCUGGCCCACAGCGAGCACCUGUUGGAACAGCUGCGUUGGCAGCGGGAGAGCAACGUUUUGUGUGACAUCACGGUUGUUGUGGGCGACACGCUAUUCCAAGCGCACCGCAAUGUCUUGGCAGCGUUCAGUGGAUUCUUCUCGGCCCUGCCCGACAAAGGCCAUCGGGUCACGACCCUUGACCCUGAGUUUGUCACUGUGCCGGCCCUGGACACGCUGCUGAAAUACAUCUAUUCUGGAAAACUAGACCCAGACAGCGAAGGGUACGAGGCCGUGCUGAGAGCUGCGUUGUACCUGGGGAUGAGGGAGGCGGAGUGUCACCUGAAAGGCAAGACAGGCAGCCAACCAGAAAGGAGGACAGAGUCAGCCUCAGCCGCCCACUCUCCCGACUGCUCACCUUCCCCUUGCUCACCCCCCAGCCCCGCAGCAUGUGAACCCAUGUCCUGCGUUCCAGAGGGUUCAGGAGAGAGGGAGGAGGGGAGGGAAGGAGAGAGGGAGGAAGGGAGGGAAGGAGAGAUGGAGGAGGAGGGGAGGGAAGGAGAGAAGGAGGAGGAAGAGAGGGAGGACAAGGGAGAGAAAGAUCCUGAGUACAUACCUCCCUCCCCCAGGAGAGGAGCAAGGAAGAGGAAGGGAAGAAAGCCCAGGGCAACGCCUAGAAACCAAACGCCACCUGGCCGUGAGGAUACCCCAGAGGAAGUGGUAGUUCCCCAGCCUAAGAGAGGGAGGGGCAGACCCAGGGGGAGGGGUAGAGGAAGGGGGAGGGGCACGAGGGCAGAUCUGUCUCUAGAAGAGUCAGACGUCCAGAUUGCAGAGGAGAAUGAGACCGAUCUGAAGAGGAAGAGGAUGAGCAGCGGUGAGAGGAGAGGAGGAAAGAGAGGGAGAGGCAGAGGGAGAGGGAGAGGCAGAGGAAGAGGUACACUGAAGGAGAACAGGUUGAGUGAUGGAGAGGGGGAUGGGAUAAAGGUGGAGGAAGAUGAGUGGGAGGGCAGGGCUGUGUUCAAACGGUUGAAAGAGAAGCCGGUGUGUGCGGAGUGUAACAAGCAGUUCUCUGAGAUGAGCAGUCUGAAGAGACACAUGAGAAUCCAUAAAGGAGUCAAACCUUUCCAGUGUCUUUUCUGUCCCAGAGCCUUCACACAGGGUAACCAGCUCAAGAUUCAUCUCCGUAUACACACAGGUGAAAAGCCGUUUGCGUGUUCUCAGUGUGACAAGGGUUUUGCUCAGAAGUGUCAGUUGGUGGCUCACUGUCGAAUGUACCACGGCGAAGAGAAACCGUACACCUGUGAACAAUGUGGUCUGCAGUUCGCCACCUCGUCCAACUUCAAGAUACACUCAAGGAAGCACAGUGGAGAAAAGCCCUAUGUGUGUGAACAGUGUGGGAAGGGUUUUGCCCAGGCCAGCACGCUGACAUACCACGUCCGGAUCCACACAGGGGAGAAGCCUUAUCAGUGUGACACCUGUGGGAUGGCCUUCUCCGUCUCCUCUUCUCUCAUCACACACAAACGCAAACACACAGGUGACGCUCCACACGAGUGUCCAGUGUGUCAGAGGGUGUUCAUCACUAAACAAGAACUCAGCAAACACUCUCGCAUCCACAACGACGGAGGACAGGCGGUGAAGCAGCGCGUGGCGUGUGAGCUCUGCGGAAACACCUACGCUGGCGUAAGCAGCCUGAGGAAACACCAGGAGAGACAUCACUUAGCCCCAGUGGAAAUUCCAGAAGGUGUUCUCCUCCACAACAUUCCUAUUGAUCAUCAGGGGCUGAUCUCCCGCGACGCUCCCAGCCCUGUACCUGAGGAGCCAGAAAACCCAGAGCCUGAAGUGUCGGAGAACCUUGAACCGGAGAACCUUGAACCGGAGAACCUUGAGCCGGAGAACCCAGAGUCUGAAGAGACGGAAAACCUGGAGACUGAAGAGCUGGAAAACCCAGAGCCGGCCACCCCUAACUUGAGCCCUAACCCCCUCCGUGUUCUUGUGGAGCAGCUUCAUACUUCUACCUUCUCCACUUCCUCUUUCCCAGCAGCCCACUGUGACCCAGCUUCCCCCAACGAAAAUAUGGAGCAGAUUAUCAUCAUUAGAACUUUGGACAAUGACCCCUGCCCUGACCCCUGACUUGACCAACUCUGAUCUGUAACCCAGAACCUAACAUUACUCUCUCAGGCUUUAAGUUCUGUUUUGACUCAAUUACCUGGACCUACAGGAUCCGGUAUUAAUCAGCUGUAUAGAACUGUGUGAAUCAGGAUCAGUGUUCCCUCUAAUUAAUAUAGGCACUGAGCAACUGUCUUCACGUUCGAGCACCACUUUUAAUUCAUAAACAAGGUUGUUUUGUUUUUUUACCUGAGUUUUGUUUCAUACUCUUGUAGUAAGCAGUAAGUCAGUCAUUUGCUUACCAAUACUUAACCUAGAACUAGGCUAAUGACUCACUAACAUAUUGGUCUAAGCUCGCUCUGAAAAUCCAGUUGGAAUAAUGCUUGCUCAUGGGCUAUGGUGAACAGUUUCUACUCUGAUGCGUACAUUCUGGCCCUACCAAUCACAGGUUCAGUCUUGCUGAGUUUUGGUUUGUUGCAUUGAAAAGGGGCUGAUGUGUUUUUUUCCAUGAUAGGGCGUCUUGUUCCAUGUAGGGACAAUAUAAUUAGGCAAACUCAGUGAAUUAAUUUGCUCUUUGAGACAGUCCUGGAAGGAGCAUGAGUCCAUGUGCACAGCUUAGAGGGAACAUUGAUGUUAAGUCUUUGCAAAAUAUUUAGAAUUCUGAAAAAUGUGCUUUAAAAUAUAUUUUCUCUCUAACUAAUUGGAAUAACGAGUGCAGAAAAUCAGAUGUAAAACUGUUUUAACCUAUGGCAAAAUCAGUAGAACUGCAUGAUUUGUUUUUUAGAUAAUGCAGGAAUAAUGGCUGGCCUAUGGCUAAAUUAAUGAAAUGUUUUAAAUUGCAGAAUGUUCUCUUUAUUGCAUGGCAAAAUGUGUAUAAUUGCAGAAAACCUAUUUUAAAACUGCCAAAAUUCUCUAUAUUUCAUUGGUAAUAUCUGCAUAAUUGCAAGAAAUUAAAAAGGAAACACCUCAAAUGUUUUGUUCUGAGGGGAUCCACAAACCGUACCCCACCACGGGACCCCGAAACACUAGGACCGGCACCGCAUUCAGAUCUAACCGUAUUUGUAUGUUUUAAAUGUUUGUUGUCAUAUAUAGUUAUAUAAGUGAUUGCAGAAGCUUGAUGACCUACCCACAGAAUAACCAGCCUCACAAUUCACUGGCUUUUUUGUUUCUAAACAUCCUCAAUGAUAAUCUUUUUGAUAUUCUUGUUUUAAAAAAAUAAAAAAAAAAGUCUCACUAACAGGGCUUUAGGUAAUGAGAUUGAUGGAUAUUUGUGAAGUGUUUAUUUUUUUUCUCCUUUCAAUUCAACAGCUCUACUCUAAAUGCUGGGAAAUAAAUAUCUGGAAUCUGUGUGCUUUCUCAUCCUUUCAGCAAAUGCACAUUAAACCGUAAUACGAUUUUAUCCUUCAACAUUUUGUUAGUGUGUGCUAACAAAAUGGGGGGGGCAACAUGUAAAUGUAAUUUUUUAUGAGAUGAAAUAAAAGACUACAGAAACUUU